CAAUGGAUGGUAAAAGCUGCCCGCCGCCCGCCUAGUACGACUGCGGCACGUUGGGCAGACCCACGAGAGUUAAGAGCGAACUGCGGCCGCCCCAGACUGAAAAGGAGGACAGGCAGCACUCGUCCCUGGGAUCGCUCGUAGCCGACCCCUUGCCGACCCCUUAGUUCUUUGUGAAUGUCCCCCAGAUGCUUCUAAUACGGGCUCCGCGGCCCCGUGCGAGCCUGCGGGGGGCGGGACCAUCUGGUCCAACCUCGGUUUCGAGCCACGCCCGCCGGAGGUUUGGCCCACUCCCCGCCCGGGCCUCCUGGGCCUUGCGGAGGCCUCGGGACCGGUUCGACCGAGUUAGGAUUGAACAGGCCGCGGCCAGAAUUGCCCGAACACAGCCAGGUCGCAGCCAACCAAGGGUGCUGCGAGGCAUGGACCAGGAGCAUCGCGGGACCUGGUUCGGCUUCGGUUUCUGCGGCUUCGGGCAGGCGCUGGGCUCGGGGCUCGGGCGCCAGGUGCACAGCCCCGAGCCGCUGAGGACGCCGGGCGGCAACCUCGACGUCUGCAGCGUGAGCGCGAGCUGGAGCUACACCGCCUUUGUGACCCGUGGAGGCCGGGUGCAGCUGUCCGGCGCCGCGGGCGGUGCGGCGGGCGGAUGCACGGACGCGUGGGCGUCGGAGGAGCUCCUGGUGCUGCUGCGCGCGGGGCCGGGAGGCGGGGCGGAGCUGCAGGCCUGGGCGCCGCGUUCGGCGCUGCGCGGAGAGCCCCUCUGGUCCCAGGCCGUGCAGGAGGCGGAAGGCGGACCCAGCCGUGAUGAGACCCAGGCGGGGCCGCUGCCGCUGCUGCCCUGCGCUCGUGCCUACGUGAGCCCGCGGCCGCCCUUCUACCGGCCUCUGGCCCCUACGCUGCGGGCGCGUCGCCUGGAGCUGGGCGCCGAGCACGCGUUGCUGCUGGACACCGCGGGCCAGGUGUUCUCCUGGGGCGCGGGCAGGCAUGGACAGCUGGGCCACGGGACCCUGGAGGCCGAGCCAGAGCCCAGGCUGUUGGAGGCGCUACAGGGCCUACCCAUGGCUGAAGUCGCUGCAGGCGGCUGGCACUCUGUGUGCCUGAGUGAGACAGGAGAUAUUUAUAUCUGGGGCUGGAAUGAAUCAGGGCAGCUGGCCCUGCCCACCAAGAGUCUGGCAGAAGAUGGAAAGACAACUGCAGGAGGUGAGGCCUCAGGACUGGAUGAAGAUGGUUCUGAAGUAAAGAGAGUCUCUUCGGGUGGGGAUGGAGCCCCCGCCCCCUUCAUAGCGGUCCAGCCGUUCCCAGCUUUACUGGACCUCAGCCCGGGCUCAGAGGCAGUCAAGGUCAGCUGCGGAUCCCGGCACACGGCAGUGCUGACAAGAACGGGGGAGCUCUACACCUGGGGCUGGGGUAAAUAUGGACAGCUUGGCCACAAGGACACAACCACUUUGGACCGGCCCUGCCGUGUGGAGUACUUUGUAGAUAAGCAACUCCAAGUAAGAACUGUGAGCUGUGGGCCCUGGAACACCUACGUGUAUGCUGUGGAGAAAGAGAAGAGCUGACCUGUGGAUAAGGGUAUAAAAUAACAGUAGAGUGGGAAAUUAUAAAGCCAACACCUGUGAAACUCCCCACAGGGCAAGGAAAACCACUGCCAGCACCUAGAGGCCUCACCUUUGCCCCUCCCGUUCACAGCCCUCUUGCUCCACCUUAGAGCAGGUGGCAUCUUCAACUUUGUCCCCCCAUUAGAAACACCUGGAGGGAACUCCCUGGUGGUCCAGUGGUUAGGACUCUGCGUUUUCACUGCUGAGGGCGCAGAUUCAAUCCCUAGUCGGAGAACUAGGAUUCCAUAGGCUGCAGGGCUCGCUGUGCCCCACACUCCCAGAAAAAAAGAGAGAAGCACCUGGAGAUUUGUAACUGGAUGCCUAGAGAUGGCAUCAUGAAGAGAAAGUGAAAGUUGCCCAGUCACGUCCGGCUCUUUCUACCCCAUGGACUAUACAGUCCAUGGAACUCUCUAGGCCAGAAUACUGGAGUGGGUAGCCUUUCCUGUCUCCAGGGUCUCGUCCCAACCCAGGGAUCAAACCCAGGUCUCCCACAUUUCAGGCAGAUUCUUUACCAGCUGAACCAGGGCCAGCAUCUUAGACAUGAUGAAAUCAUGAACUUAAGAGUGUGGAACAUAGAUGUGGGUAGAUUUUUGAAGGGCUUUCCUACUGACUGUGACAGUCAAGAAUCCACCUGCAAUGCAGGAGACCUGGGUUAAAUCUCUCCCUGGGUCGAAUCCCUCCCUUUGUCAGGAAGAUUCCCUAGAGAAGGGAAUGCCUACAUGCUCCGGUAUUUUGCCAAGCUGCCCCAUUCCAGGUGAUUUUUGAGGUAGUGCUAAGACUGGGAACCGCUAGAGGUCAUCUUUUGUUACUCAUCUGGCCUGUUUUCACUUUGAAUCUUACCAAUCCAUGUAUGCCUCUUUAUACAGUAAAAUUUGUCUGCUUUUGAACUUUA
This is a messenger RNA of Odocoileus virginianus texanus, 2484 nucleotides long. The record is from RefSeq and is a predicted model, not a curated record. Lineage: Eukaryota; Metazoa; Chordata; Mammalia; Artiodactyla; Cervidae.